AUGCAGCCGCUGAAAGAAAGUUCAAGCAAUUUUUGUGAUGGCAAGCAAAAUGCUGCAGAGGUAAAUGGAAACAGAGUGCCUCCAAAGGAGGAAGAAGAUCGAACACGAAUGCAUCCUCAGCAUUGGUGUGGUCAGCAUAUUCUGGCCAAAGAUUCCCUCACAAAUGUCUACAAUUAUAGUAAGCAGGAGGAAAAAGAAAAAUCACCAAUGUGCAGAGUCGCAGAGAUUGCCCGAUUCAAUAAACUGCGGCAUGUUUACAAUCUUCUUGACGAGAGUGGUCCAGCUCAUAGGAAAUUAUUUACUGUUAGGCUUUUCCUAACUGAAACAGAAGUCUACGAAGGCAACGGAUGCUCAAUCAAAAAAGCUCAACAAUCUGCAGCGGAAAAAGCGAUUGAAAACACCAAGCUGCCAAUGCCACCAGAAAAACCGUUGCGGAAAAAGAAAAGUGAUAUGUUAUCACCGCCUCGAAUGCUAUUGCAAGUAUGCCGCGCUCUUGAACGCCCUGAUCCGGUAUACUCAACGGAAGUAUACACAAAAUGUCCUUCGGGACCGAAUGAUGCAACAUACCAGGAGUGUAUCAUUCCUGGUGAUGUAUCUUACCAAUUAUAUCCCACAGCUGUUGGUUAUGUGCCAGGACCUCCAACUGUAAAUGUCAAUAACGGAGCAGAUCCUGCUGGGUCACCACCCCAGGUCCUUAUUUCCAAACCGACUUAUAUUACCACACUGAACAUUGGUGAUCAGGUUUUAGCUUCUGGAUUCGGGCAUUCUGUAAUUUCUUCUAAGUCGGAUGCGGCUUCAAAGGCUCUUUGCUUAUUGGGCCCUGAAGUGAAAGAGCAUCUAUCGAAUAUUUCUUUAAAUGGAAGAGCCGAAUCACCGAAUGAGGUGGUGAUCAAUGACAUUCCAAAAUACAAGCAAAAGUCGGUAAUAAGCGAUGUUCAUGAGAAAGCUCACCAAAUGAAGAUGAAUGUGGUCUUUGAAGUUGUGCAAGAAGACGGCCCGCCGCAUGAUAGAGAAUAUAAAGUCCGCUGUGCUUUUCUUGAUGAGUUCAAUCAAAUAACAGCGGAGGCUAUUGGGAAUGGAAGAAAGAAGAAAGAAGCGCAGCAGAAUGCCUGUUCCAUUCUUCUAGAUCAACUCAAAACUAUUGAUAGCAAUCCAUUAUUCAUCGCAUCGUCUUUUUGUCGGACCCAGAAGAAAAUGACGUCGGUUCAAAAAGAUCAAAAAAGAAAGACGAUUGUAAAAGAUAAGAAAAUGGAUCCGGAUUAUGGCCAUCAAAUAAAUCCGGUUUCGAGACUUAUUCAAGUUCUCCAAACAAAGAAACAACCACAUCCCACAUUUCAACUUGUUGGAGAAGAUGGUCUUAAUCGUUGUAAGGAGUUUAUGAUUAAGGUCACAUGUGGCGAGCAAAGUUGUGUGGGAUCCGGUCCAAACAAAAGACUUGCUAAACGUGCGGCGGCGGAAGCAAUGCUCGCUUUAAUUGGUUAUGUGAAGCCAUUACCGCCACCGGGAAAAAGCUUGCUGAAGAAAAAGUCUACCGAGUCUACCGAAUCAAAAAUACUAUCAGAGACGGCAGAUGGAGAAGCAGUUCCAACAGCGCAAGAAAUUUCUGCAACGCCUCCAGCUGAAACUGAACCGAAAGAAAAACUUGAAGAAGUAGCAGAAAAUAACGAAGCUGAAUCUGAAGGUGGGAAGCGACGCGUAACGUUUAGUACUGAGGUGCAAGCAUGCCCGCCUCCCGGAGAUCUGAAUUAUCCGAACUCGGAAAUUGCUCCGCUCAAAAUGGAGAUUGUAUUUGAAGGAAAAAUUAGGCGCAUGAAACGUCUAAAAGAGAGCAAGAGAAAUCUAACACCAGAGCAAAAGAUUGCUGUAGCUGUUAUGGCUUCAGAAUUUUUUGAGCAGUUAGAGGCGCAGAAGAAUUCCAUGACUUUUGAUGGCACAAGAGCUCCGGCGUUUGAGCACCUUGAGCGAAUCGCCUCCGAAUUUAAGUUCGGUGUCCAGUACACCCCAUUUCCAAAGAAAAUUGGAUGUGACGAAAUAUUUUCCCUUGUUUCACUUGGUUUCGAUGAUCCGAUGGUAUGUCAUGGAGUCGGAGCUACCGCAAUGGAAGCCGAAGAAAAUGCUGCGCUGGCCGCACUUGGCAAAUUGAAGCAAAUUGCUGAAAAACCCAUUCAAACUUCAUAA
This is a messenger RNA of Caenorhabditis bovis, 2178 nucleotides long. NCBI's taxonomy places the organism in Eukaryota, Metazoa, Nematoda, Chromadorea, Rhabditida, Rhabditidae. The record is from the annotation of a GenBank genome assembly.